CGAGCGUUGUCGCCAUCUCACGACACCACUACCACCUAAAGUUGCCAUGUUGUUUGCUUGAAACGGCGCCUCGUUGGCUGUGGGACCGCAGCGUCCACACUUUCUGCUUCUUUGUCCUUUUUCUCUAUUGACAUCUGCGUACAGCGCUCUGCCCGCAGCACAUGGCACUCGCGGCGAUCUCUGUAUUGCCUUCACGAUAAGAACCUACGCAUACUCAUUCACGGAUGCGCGGAAGCAUUCGUAACCGGCUGCGAGCGACACCGUCACUGGCUCCCCUCUAGUAGCGAAGAAUUGUCUCCGUCGAUCGACGGACACCACCUCCGACAUGGCGCCAAACACCGCGGCAGCGCCCCCGACCAUGCAUAUGACGACCACGACAUUACGAGUGGAGGGAAUGACAUGCGGUGCUUGCACAUCGGCUGUUGAAUCUGGACUGAAAGAUGUGGACGGGGUUGGAAGUGUCUCCGUCAGCUUGGUGAUGGAGAGGGCUGUUGUCGCCCACGACGCAGACAAGAUCAGCGCCGAGCAGAUACGGGAACUCAUAGACGACAGAGGAUUUGAUGCUACAGUCAUCAGUAGCGAUCGCCCAGAAAGAGCACUGUUCGACGUGUCUGACGAAGACGAUUCGGUGGACGAAGAAACGGACCUGCUCGGCGGUGGCAUAUCUGCGACGACACUCCAUGUGGGAGGUAUGACCUGUGGAGCCUGUACAUCCGCGGUGGAAGGCGCAUUCAAGGAUGUACCAGGCAUCAAGAGCUUCAGCAUAUCGCUGCUGUCAGAACGCGCUGUGAUAGAACAUGAUGCAAGCAUUAUCAGCCCGGAAAAACUUGCAGAGACCAUUGAGGAUACCGGGUUCGAUGCAGAGAUUCUGGAGACGAAAUCGAGCGAAACGAUCUCUGUAAAACCACGAUCCAGGAGGAAGAGCACAAGCAAGCGAUAUACAACCACUACAAUAGCCAUUGAGGGCAUGACGUGCGGUGCUUGCACUUCUGCAGUUGAAAGUGGCGUGAAGGAUCUUCCUGGUCUUGUUCAGUUCAACAUCAGUCUGCUCGCGGAACGCGCAGUUAUUGUCCACGACUCCGCGGUGCUUCCGGUCGCUAAAAUCACUGAGACGAUCGAAGACAGAGGUUUCGAUGCCACAGUAGUGUCAAGCGUAGAUGAAGGCGUGCAGGCAUCGGCGUCCAAUUGCCUGGCACAGUUCAAAGUGUUCGGUCUGCCCAGUCCCGAAUCCGCGGCAGAGUUGCAGACGAAGCUGAAGAAUGUGCCUGGAAUCGUCUCGAUCAAUAUUAGCUUUGCAACUGGUCGGGCUUCGAUUUCACACAGCCCAUCCGUGAUUGGUCUACGAGCGAUCGUGGAACUAAUUGAACAAUCUGGAUACAAUGCACUGGUGGCUGACAACGACGAUAAUAACGCGCAACUGGAGUCACUGGCCAAGACGAAGGAGAUCCAAGAAUGGAAGCGCGCCUUUCGAGUGUCCUUGGGUUUUGCCAUCCCGGUAUUCGUCAUCAGUAUGCUCCUACCCAUGUUCAUCAAGCCUCUAGACGUGGGUAGUAUCAAGCUGCCGAUCAUCCCUGGCCUCUGGCUAGGUGAUGUUGCUUGCCUCGCAUUGACAAUACCCGUCCAAUUUGGAAUCGGAAAGCGGUUCUAUGUCUCGGCAUACAAGUCCAUAAAGCAUGGGUCACCUACGAUGGAUGUACUCGUUGUACUCGGCACUUCGGCAGCUUUCUUCUUCAGCUGCGCGGCCAUGUUGGUCUCGAUCCUCAUACCGCCUCACUCGAGGCCAUCAACAAUCUUCGAUACAAGCACGAUGCUGAUCACGUUCAUCACGCUGGGUCGUUUCUUGGAGAACCGUGCCAAAGGGCAAACUUCGAAGGCGCUGUCGAGACUCAUGAGUCUCUCACCUCCAAUGGCCACCAUCUACACAGAUCCCAUUGCAGCUGCAAAAGCCUCUGAAAAUUGGGACGCGGAGCAGGCAAUUGACGAAAAGAAGACCACGGACAACGAAGCUUCUGGAUCUGCUAUGGAGGAGAGGACUAUUCCCACUGAACUGAUCGAGGUAGGCGACAUCGUGAUUCUGAAGCCGGGAGACAAGAUCCCUGCCGAUGGUAUUGUUAUGCGCGGUGAGAGCUACGUCAAUGAGAGUAUGGUCACUGGUGAAGCUAUGCCCAUCAACAAGAAGCCUGGCUCGGCUCUCAUGGCCGGCACUGUCAACAACGCUGGCCGGUUGGAUUUCAAAGUCACACGAGCAGGCCGAGACACACAGCUCAGUCAAAUUGUUCGCCUCGUCCAGGAAGCACAAACGAGUCGUGCGCCAAUUCAACGCUUGGCAGAUAUCGUCGCCGGAUACUUCGUGCCCAUCAUUAUCACACUGGGUCUAGCGACAUUUGUUGGAUGGAUGAUACUCAGUCAUAUAUUACCACAUCCACCGUCAAUCUUCCUGAGCGAUGACAGCGGCGGACGGCUGAUGGUUUGCGUCAAGCUUUGCAUUGCAGUCAUCGUCUUCGCCUGUCCAUGUGCCCUUGGUUUGGCAACGCCCACUGCGGUCAUGGUUGGCACUGGUGUUGGUGCGGAGCAAGGCAUUUUGGUGAAGGGUGGAGCAGCGUUGGAGACUGCUACCAAGAUCAAUCACGUUGUCCUUGACAAGACAGGAACACUCACUAUGGGUAAGAUGAGUGUUUCGCAAUCCGAGCAGAUCGAAUCGUGGAAAACACAAACCGACCUCUGGUGGACACUUGUCGGUCUUGCCGAGACCAGCAGCGAGCACCCCAUCGCCAAGGCAAUACUCAAUGGCGCGAAGUCAAGGCUGGGUCUAGCGGCUGACGAGCAACUAGAAGGCCACAUGGGAGAUUUCAAAGCGACCGUGGGCAACGGCAUUUCCGCAUCAAUCGAACCGGGCUCCAAAUUCGGGCGGCGGCGAUACGCCAUCGUCAUUGGCAAUGCUUCAUUCUUGCGCAAGCAGGGUAUAGAAGUGCCAAAGGGUGCUGAGGAGGAAUACGACGAUUACGACCAAGUCCGACGUCGGUCGCUUUCUGCUCCAUCGUCUUCCAAAGCCUCUGAAUCAGCAGGCAUAACCACAAUACAUGUCGCCAUCGAUGCGGCUUAUGCUGGCUCUGUUGGAUUGUCGGAUAUACUCAAGCCAACCGCUAGAGCCGCCAUUGCUGCGCUUCACCGCAUGAACAUUGGAACAUCUCUAGUGACAGGCGAUCAGGCGGCCACAGCCAUUCAUGUCGCCGCCCUGGUCGGCAUUGAACCCGAGAAUGUUUUCUCUGGCGUGUUGCCCGAAGGCAAAAAGGAGAUCAUCCAGGACCUGCAGAAACGAGGCCUCACAGUGGCCAUGGUGGGUGAUGGCAUCAACGACUCUCCUGCGCUCGCCACUGCAAAUGUUGGAAUAUCCCUUGCCUCUGGUACUGAUGUGGCGAUGGAUGCUGCGGACAUCGUGCUCAUGAAGCCAACCCAGCUUAUGGACGUUCCUGCUUCACUUCACCUGAGCAAAACAAUCUUCAGGAGAAUCAAGCUGAACCUCCUGCUGUCUUGCGUCUACAACGCAUUUGGGUUACCAAUUGCUAUGGGCUUUCUCCUGCCAUGGGGCAUUACGCUGCCACCUUUAGCAGCCGGCGCUGCAAUGGCAUGCUCAAGUGUAACAGUGGUGGUCAGUAGUUUGUUAUUGAAAUUCUGGAGCAGACCUGGCUGGAUGACGGAAGAGAAUAUUGAUGGCGUACUAUCACUCCGCAGAGCGGGCAUAGUAUCGCGCAUAGCUGAUUUAAAGGACACGAUUGUGGGAAGGAGACAAAAGGCCGAGGAGCGCGAAAGAGGCGCAUAUGUACAGCUGGAAAGCUACGAGCCUGUAUAGCGCGGUGCUCAUGUUUAUAGAAGCGUUGGUGCUGAGUGGAGUCAUUGGCGGAUACCCUAAAUGCGAUUCUCUUUGCAAUGUAGCCUUGAAUGCACUUUCUUGACCGGAAGCCUGAUUGAAAGUCCGCUUGAAGAAAGAUGAUGUCCUUGCA
Molecule: messenger RNA, 4001 nt
Organism: Cercospora beticola
Lineage: Eukaryota; Fungi; Ascomycota; Dothideomycetes; Mycosphaerellales; Mycosphaerellaceae
Gene: CCC2
Product: Cu(2+)-transporting P-type ATPase CCC2
Biological process (GO): monoatomic cation transport; copper ion homeostasis
Cellular component (GO): membrane
Molecular function (GO): ATP hydrolysis activity; copper ion binding; ATP binding
Source: RefSeq, a predicted model, not a curated record